Messenger RNA from Cebus imitator (Panamanian white-faced capuchin), 3074 nucleotides. RefSeq names its product SET domain containing 4 (gene SETD4). NCBI's taxonomy places the organism in Eukaryota, Metazoa, Chordata, Mammalia, Primates, Cebidae. The transcript is spliced from 10 exons. Gene Ontology annotation, biological process: peptidyl-lysine dimethylation; positive regulation of transcription by RNA polymerase II; peptidyl-lysine trimethylation. The record is from RefSeq and is a predicted model, not a curated record. The coding region runs from base 140 to 1462 and encodes 440 amino acids. Gene Ontology annotation, molecular function: histone H3K4 methyltransferase activity; transcription coactivator activity; histone H3K36 methyltransferase activity.
GUGCAAAGAACAGUGAUAAUCAUAUAACUGGAAAAACAAAGGUUUUUAUUUUAGAUUGAGCAUCUCCGCAGAAGUUACAGUUUUAUCCUUUUUUAAGAAAUAGAACUGUGUUUCCGAAAGAAGAAACUACAGUUUUAGCAUGCAGAAAGGAAAAGGGAGAACAAGCCGCAUCAGAAGACGAAAACUCUGCAGGAGUUCUGAAUCAAGAGGAGUGAAUGAGAGCUACAAGUCUGAAUUUAUAGAGCUAAGGAAGUGGCUGAAAGAUAGGAAGUUUCAAGAUUCGAACUUAGUGCCUGCUCGUUUUCCAGGUACAGGAAGAGGGCUGAUGAGCCAAACAUCCCUGCAGGAGGGACAGAUGAUUAUUUCAUUGCCAGAGAGUUGCCUGCUCACCACUGACACAGUGAUUCGAAGCUACCUAGGGGCGUACAUUACUAAGUGGAAGCCUCCUCCAUCUCCUCUGCUGGCACUGUGCACCUUUUUAGUUUCAGAAAAGCAUGCUGGUGACCGAUCUCUUUGGAAGCCUUACCUGGAGAUUUUACCCAAGGCCUAUACCUGCCCUGUUUGUUUGGAGCCGGAAGUGCUGAACCUUUUUCCCAAAUCUUUAAAAGCAAAGGCUGAAGAGCAGAGAGCCCAUGUGCAGGAGUUCUUUGCUUCCUCCAGAGACUUUUUCUCUUCUCUGCAGCCUCUGUUUGCUGAGGCUGUUGACAGCAUCUUCAGCUACAGUGCCCUGCUGUGGGCUUGGUGCACUGUCAACACCAGAGCCGUGUACCUGAGGCCCAGGCAGCGGGAAUGCCUUUCUGCAGAGCCGGACACCUGUGCACUUGCUCCGUACCUGGACCUGCUGAAUCAUAGCCCACAUGUCCAGGUAAAAGCAGCAUUUAAUGAAGAAACUCACUGUUACGAAAUUAGAACGACUUCACGUUGGAGAAAACAUGAAGAGGUGUUCAUCUGUUACGGCCCUCACGAUAAUCAACGGCUGUUCCUGGAAUAUGGAUUUGUUCCCGCACACAAUCCUCAUGCUUGUGUUUAUGUCCCGAGAGAAAUACUUGUUAAAUAUCUUCCAUCAGCAGAUAAACAAAUGGACAAAAAGAUUUCCAUCUUAAAGGAUCAUGGCUAUAUAGAAAAUUUGACAUUCGGAUGGGAUGGACCAUCUUGGAGGUUACUCACAGCCCUUAAGUUGUUAAGUCUGGAAGCUGAAAAAUUUACAUGCUGGAGAAAAGUACUUCUUGGGGAAGUAAUUUCAGAUACGAAUGAGAAGACGAGUUUGGAUAUAGCCCAGAAAAUAUGCUAUUAUUUCAUAGAAGAGACUACUGCUAUGCUUCAAAAGGUGUCUCGUACGAAGGAUGAAAAAGAGGCUCUGAUAAACCAGCUAACUCUGGUGGAAUCCCUGUGGACGGAAGAGCUAAAGAUUCUCAGGGCAUCUGCCGAGACUCUGCAUAGUUUGCAAACAGCUUUUACCUGACUUCACCGAAGCGUGUUUGGUCACCUCCUCUGGUGGGUGUGACUUACACAUUUUAGACUAAGGUUUGAUGGACUAAAUUUCCAUAGUUUAGAGUCGAUGAGUGGCUUCUACUCAACAGUUAGGAACUUAGUCCUUUUCCUUUUGCUUUUCCACAGAAACAGAAGUUAAUUUGAAGACAGCCAUCAAGGGCUGGGGUGGUGGCCGCCCCCAGGACAUGCAGGAGUCUGCAGGGGCAGCACAGGCUCUGGGAUUGUGGGGCAGAGUGCAGGUGGACCAGCUGUCUGCAUGGCACCUCUAAUGCUCUUCAGAAGAAAGUGCUGAGCUGUGAGGAGAGAGGCGGACUGCAAGGGAGCCAGGAGCCAGCCGCACUCCGUGUGUGUGAUCUGUCACCAUGGGGCCUGCUUCUUAUCUGACACAGCAGCCAUCAGAGUCAAGCGGUCGUGCUUUUAAGAUGCUCUGAUACCAUUGGGUUAAGGGGCAGGUUGGCGGGGGGUGGCUUUGGGCUGUGCGGAUGGGGCAGUGGGAGGCAGUUCUGGGUCCCUGACAAGGUAGCCCAGCCUCCAGCCCUUUCCUGUGUAGACUCACUGGUAGGUGUUGAAGAGCCCUCCGAGGGGACACAGGGAUUCCAGGAGGAGGGAGUUUCCCCCAAACAUGCUCCUGGCCUUUCAAAUGCCCAAGGCAGGGGCUUAUCUAAUUAUUAACUUGGGAAGAAUCGCCGGCUCAGCCCGCGGCUCUUUCUGCUUUGUUCUGCCGUCUUUCCUGGGUAGGCCUUUCCACCAGGGGAGCUGGCCCCCACUCACAGCGGGGCCUUGGUGGGCCUGUCUGCUUGAUUCUGGGCUUCAGUGUACAUCAGCUGAUGGCAGACCAUGGUGGUGGUUUGGCCUCUGUUCUUAUUCUUUUGAGUUUCGAUCCCCCUCAGAUCCGGGGUGGGGAGGAGGGGACGCUUCCUGCACAGCUCUCAGGGAGCUUCUGAGGGUGCCACCCCCGUAACUGAGGGGCUGCUUGUUCUGUUCAGGCCUGUGCCGGGGUCGCUGCUUAGACACUGUUGCCCAGAGUCCUGUUUUCCCUCCCAGGGGUCCGUCCUUCCCAAGAACUCAAAUUCCUUUCUCACUGGAGCCCAGCAAAACUAAGUGAACGGGGCCUGCUGGCCUCAGAAGGCAGGCAGAGUUUAAAAUAAGACAUUCUCAUGAUUUCUUGAACAUCUUUCCCUGUUCGUAUAUACAGUUUAUUUUAUCUAAUAGUUGCAGUACCUUCCUUUCUUUUCUUCACUGUUCAGUAUCAUGCAGUGUAUUUCACAAUGUGCUGUAUGGAGGGUGGGCAGACUCUUCUGUAGAGGGCCACAUAGUGGCCAUUUGAAGCUUCCUGGACCGUGGUCUUGGUCCCAGCGAUUCUGCGGAGCAGCCGUCAGCAGCGUGGCAACCACUGCAAGGCUGGCUCUGGGAAGCUCUCCAGCGACAGCUGCGGGCCGUAGUCUGCCGACCCCUGUGCUGUGCCGGAAUUUCUUUCUCCUGUUCCCUAUUGGUGGACCUAAAUAUGUUAAUUCCUUUACCGUUUUCAAGAUGGACACCCCCUUGAACAUUAAAAACCUUGCGGACCCUACGUGGUCACGGUG